Messenger RNA from Exaiptasia diaphana, 7093 nucleotides. RefSeq names its product serine-rich adhesin for platelets. Lineage: Eukaryota; Metazoa; Cnidaria; Anthozoa; Actiniaria; Aiptasiidae. Bases 161 to 6352 code for a protein of 2063 amino acids. The transcript has 12 exons. Gene Ontology annotation, molecular function: protein binding. The record is from RefSeq and is a predicted model, not a curated record.
CGCAUCGCAUCAACAAAAAGCGAGUUCAGCUUUUUGUCAUGGGAGAAAAAAAAGUCGCAAAGAAUUAGUUAAAACAAACACAAGAAAACUAAUUAACUAUCAGGGUUUGUAAGUCGAGACUUCGGCCUUCGACCAGGCCAGUUGUGAUUGAAAAGGGAAGAUGGAAACGGUCGAAGUGGAAGAAAUACCGGCGAACGAGGAACCCGCUCAAAUCACUGGCCAGAUUUUUGUCCAAGAAGAGGGAACUCGCGUGUUGGAGCCGGAAAUGCAUGAUAGUGAAUCUAAACACCACGAGAUUGCUCGAUCUGAAUUUGAUAUUACCAAAGUCAGCUUUGAGCUUCAGCAAGGAUACAGAAUAUAUACAGAACUGUUGUCUGAUACUAACCGAAACGUCACAUGGCCAUUUCUGGAUCCCGUGGACGCCGAUUCACUUGGUCUUUGGGACUACUAUGAUCGCAUCAAGCAACCAAUGUGCUUCUCSUCUAUUGGUUCCAAAUUCAGAGAAAAUAAGUACGCAAGUAUAACAGAAGUUAUAGCAGAUAUUAGACUGAUUCUAGAGAACUGCUAUCGGUAUAAUGGCCCCAGCCACUGGGUAUCCAAAUUGGGACAGAAAUUAGAAAAGAUUUUGGAGCAGAAACUUGCAUUAUUAAACAGGUCUCUGCGAGAGAAAGUGACCCUUUCAGCUACAAUGUCUGUGACCAAAGGUCUUCCACUAAAUGACUUUGAAGUAUCUGGACGCAGAAGAUCAAGCCGUCAGAACUAUCUCAGUAUGGUGAAUGGYGAAAACUCCUCAUCUCUUGUCAAUCAUCUSAAAAUCAUUGAAGAAUCAGAAGAGAAAGAAAGAAGAAGGCAAAGAGAUAAAGAGAAGAAAGAAGCAAACCAAGCAUUGUUGCAAGAUUUGAUAGAAUGGGAAGARAAAGARCUWACUGCUGAGACCAUURAUCAGCUACAUUCAAUGUGGGAGAUCCCUUCUAUUGGUAGUCUAUUAUACAUGGCCAGAAAUAUUCUUGGUAUUGAGGAUAUCAACCUAACGGAAUUUGAGCUGUCAUUUGCGUAUCCCAACAAAUCAUCUCUUCUGGCUAGAAUCUUCACUGCUCUACUUAUAACACCCCACCAAAGAAAAAGUAUCUAUAAGAGGCCUGCUAUGAAGUUUAAAAUGUGGGAGUCUAAGCUUAAGGAAAAGCUUGAUGCCUGGUACAAAAUGCUGGAAAAAGAUGGGGAAUACCUGGUUUCACUUCACUUUGGCAUUGAAUUGAAGUUCUUUGAUCUUCUUGGAGUAGAAAAGAACCCACUAGARGACCAAUCCUACUUGGAUCUGACAUUGCACCAGCGUGUUUGGGUGCUGAAAACUCUUGCUGAUGUUUGUUUUCACAAAGACUACGAUAUUCGUGAUAAAGUCAAUACCAGCGAUCUGAUGGAACARCGUGAACUCUUUCUUGGCUGUGAUAGUGAUGAUCAUUGCUAUAUCUACUUCCCAAUAUUCCAGACAACAGACUUGCGUAUCUACAGGCAUGAUCCCUUGAAAGUUCCUUCACUUGAGCCUGAAAAAGAGCCAACACCUCCACCAACACCUCCCCCRCCAAGUCCUCCCCUACCGUCUCCCCCUGAGAAAAAGAGAACAAGACGAACUCCAGCCAGGUCAUGCACUCCAAGAUCAGCAAGACUUAGACAGCUGAGAAGUAAUGUUGAAAAAGAAGAUGAUACUGAAGAGAAUUUGCCCUCAAAACAAGAAGAACAAGAAACAAAAGUAAAGGAAGAAGAMAAAGSUUCAAAUCAAMCUGAAGAAGAAAGCAAACACAAACAGCUCAAUGGAGAAGAAAAGCAUAAAAACGAUGCACAGGCAGGAGAAACAAAGCAAGGAGAUGAUGGACAGAAAGACAAAGAUAAAGAGRUAAAUUCUGAAAASGAAGAACAAACUGCUGGACUUGAAUCAAAGAAAGAGGAAGAACAGACAGACAAGGACAAACAGGAAUCAUCUGAAAARGUAGAACAAACUGCUGAAACUAAGCAAGAAGAAKKACAGACAGACAAAGCCAAASAAGAACCCUCAGAAAAGGAGACUAGUGAAAAAGAAUCCAARCCAGAAAUUCCAAAACCACCACCUCCUGUCUUCAAAAGUGAAGAUGGCUUCCACAUGGCUUGUCAUGAUAUUGAAACAUUGAAAGCAUUAGCUGAAAAAUUCGCUGAACCUCCUGCUCCACCACCACCMCCCUCAAAAAAGAGAGGUAGGAGAUCCAGACCUCCCACACCAAGAAAACGUUGUGUCGUAGACCUCCAUGAGACUCUUUUGGCUUURCUUCAAGAACUUGAGAAAUAUGAAGGAGCYUUCUCAAGGAAUUUCACCAAGGCAAAGAUAAAGAUUAUGAAAGAAAGCCUUGAACCUGAACCUGUUGAAGAACCAGARCCUGAACCAGAGCCAGAAGAAGCAACAGAAGACUGGGGUAGUGAAGCAAGUGAUGACGACGCAGGAGCUAAAAAUGAUGCUAAAGAYGAAGACUUCAGAAUUGAAGAUGAAUACGAUGCUAAUGCUAAGAAAGAGGAGGCAGAGCAGAUUAUAAGUGACAGCGAUGAAGGAUCAGGAGUUGGCAUCCAAACUAACCCUCUAUUGAGCAAGCGAAAGCGUAAGCUUGGYAAAGAUGAUGACACCUCAAGCAAUAGUUCAAUUUCUGUUCAAACRCCUGCACUUAAGAUCAGAAAGAAGUCAAAGAAAUGGAGCCCRACYAAGGAGAAGUUUUUCCCAAYAACUGCAGCUGCUGGUCCAGCUCCUACAGUGGUCAUAUCUGCCACAUCUGCUGAGGAGAGUCUUAGGGCAACAACUCCUAACAAUCCAGGCACYACAAAUAAGGUMUCCCCUGAUAAAAUUCUGCUGAAUGCCUUGGAGCAUGCUUURAAGAAAGCCAAGGAACAUGCCUUGCAGGRAAAGAGUGAAUUGCCAGGAAAUAAGCCUUCUUCMAGCUCUUCAGCGGCUUUGACCCUGUCACCAGGAACCACAGUGUCUCCAAGGAAGCGUGUCCUGSUUUCACCUGARGGCAAGACUCAUGAAAUCAAACCWUCUUUUCAUGUGUUAAGUUCUCAGAAUCAACUACCUGUAUCMUCAACUCUGCCAUCCCAUCCRCCCAUUCAAAGAAAGAGUGARGUAUUGAAAGCAAUCAGCUCAAAAACUGGACCCAUUGCAGUAACCAUAGGAUCACAGGGUAUAAGUACCACACMCAAAGUACAAACCACKCCCAAGGUACAGCCUUCCCAAGGAAGAAACAUCAUUGGACCUGGAACAACUCAUUCGAGACCAAACAUAUUAUCUAAAAGCAAGAAAAACACUGUUAUAAAUCCAAAGACUGGGUUACCAGGCCAGGUAGUUGCUAUGGUUUCCAGUAAUCCCAGCAGUGUUCCUGGUAAUGUUAAGAUAGUCCCAGUGAUGACCAGUACAACAAAAUCAUCAACAACCAACUCKAUGCUUAUAAAGGAAGGAAUUUCCAAUAGCAAUUCAUCAAAGACAAUYAAUGCUCUUGGCCAAACCAAAGUUAUUAUGACGAAGGAUGGCAUCACYAAAGUUUUUCCAAAUGGUGCCAAUAAGACAGUUAAAGGAWCAACAAGCACCCUACCCAAAACUCAACCUACGUUAAAACAGGUAACCCAACCUGUGACAUCUCAGACAAAAAUCCUCUUCAUACCAGCUUCUUCUGUUGAUGCUAAGAGUCCAUUAGCAAGCUUUAAACCACAGACAAUAACGACAAGUAAUGGRCAGAGUAUUCAUGGCUAUGCUGUUGUCAUGCCGCCAGGCUCGGCACAAGAAGUAAAUGCGGUUAUUAAUUCUUCUUUAAAGAAACCGCUGCACCCUUCUYUGAUGCAAGGAAUCAAUAUUGUUCAGGGAAAACCCUCUGUGGCUGUCUCCCAGGGAAAAUCCACAGYUGUAGUACCUCAGGGAAAACAAACAGUGAUAGCAUCUCAGGGGAAACCCACGGUAGUGACAUCACAGGGUAAAACCAGUGCUACCAUUCCCCUGGGAAAAACAUCUAUGCUGGGUUUACAUGGAAAACCAACAGCUGUAGUCACACAAGGAAUUCUCCCAGUUGCACAGGGAGUAUCCACAGUAACAGUUUCUCAGGGAAAACCCAUAGCUGCAAUCUCACAUGGGAAAUCUACUAUUAUAGUUCCACAAGGAAAACCAACAAAUGCCAUUUCACAAGCAAUUUCAACAGUUGCUCAGGGAAAACCCAUAGCUAUGAUUGGACAAGAAAACUCUUCAAAUUCCAUUUCUCAGGGAAAACCCACAUUUAUAGUUUCCCAUGGAAAAUCCACCAAUUUACAUGGACAUACURGUGUGGUAUUACAGGGAAAACCAUCUAGUGCAAGUUUACAGGCUAAAACAUCACUGACAAAUCUACCUGGUUCAUCAGCAGUCAUGUCUACUCAGAGAAAACCUGAUUUGCCAGUUGGAAAGGCAGUUUUACCAGUGAAAACACCAGGAACUUCAUUUGCAGGACAAUCUACUAAUCUACAAAGCAAAGUAACUACUUCGGUUUUGCCAGUAAAAACACCAGGAACUUCAUUGGCAGGACAACCUACUAAUCUACAAAGCAAAGUAACUGGUUCGGUUUUGCCAGUAAAAGGUACAACAUCUGAACAAGGAAAACCAGUCAGUGUUUUACAUACAGCUACUCAGGGAAAACCCACAACGUUUAUAGUACAGGGGAAACCCACCGCUGCUCUUUUGCAAGGAAAACCUGCAGCAAAUGUUCUACAAGGAAAUUCUGCAGUUAGUUUGUUACUUGGUCAGAAUUCCACUACUCUUCAAGGAAARCUCRUCACUGAUGCUCAGGGRAAAACCRUCAGUACAGUGCAGGGGAAACCCAUGAUUGCUAUCCUUCAAGGAAACCCCAAUGAAAGCAAAGGUGCUAAAAUGGUACUUGGGAGCUCUGAUGUCACAGCAUUCUUAAAUAGUCUUGGGAAGGUACAGACCAGAGUAGCAACAGUUCCACAGGCAAAARAUACUACAAAAACCCAACCUGUGUCCACAACUGUUAGCACUGUUCAGWCUUGUCCUAAAAUGACUUUGAACCUUCCAAUUCAAUUCGCAUCUAAUGUUGCAGUUCCAGCUGUAGUUUCAACACCAUCUGCUGUUUCUGCUGCAGGAGGAGCACCAUUAAAAAUUCCUGGUAAUGGUGCUGUCAGAACAACACAGACCAUAGCAAGUGUUACAAGCACAUCAUCGACAGUUAGUAUSAAGACAGCUCACCCUAGCUCUAGUGUGAAACAGACAACAGCUGAUAGUGUAAAUCCUACRGGUCACYCCRCAACRAAAAAYGUAAMUCUUCUUCAACUUGCUCAGAGUAUGAUUUCAGCCAGUACUGGAAGUAKUACAUCACAGCAAGUUAUUGACUCYCCAAGUUUUGUUAAUCCUUCCACYGCCUCAACAAAGCUYGCAAUGUCAUCUAGCAAAACUUAUCCUCAUUCUACAAGUGAUUCRGUGAUGUUAARUGUUGUUGGCACUACYCAGCCUCAGUCUGGAGUUACGAUUGCCAGUGUCAAUCAGCCUCCACUUGGUGCUCAUUCUGGUGUUACAAGUGUAGCUGUUUCAGCUGCGCACMMCAUUCAGCCUCAAUCUGAAGUCAUUACUSCAGCUUUAAGUUCCCAGCCCCCUCAKCCUCAUUCUAGUGUUGCAAAGACAGAUAUWUCAAGUGMUAMCACUAAUAGAACUGAAMCUUCUGAACGAAUUCUAAAAAACGAAACAGUUAGUGCGGAUUCAUUGCUGUGUGGUGAAAAGAUUGAGCAGGCAAGCAAUUUUAAUCAUUUACAGUCAUUGACUAGUAACAAUUCAGYAGAGAGUUCUACAAUAGGAGAGUCACAAACCAAUUCUGUAAAAACAGCUGAACUAUCUUUAGAGAAAAACUUGAGUACAUCUGAAGUUGUUGAAAAGCAUCCAAAGGUCUCAGCUUCCUGUAAUGGAGUUGUUGAGCAUAAAUCAUUACAAGACAUUGAUUUGAACACAAAUGAAUCAACAUCUAAAGGUGUCAAUUGUGUCUCAAAUUCUAAUCUUUCAACUUUAAUUGAUUCAACGAACUCUGCGUCAAAGAACAUCAUUUCUGAUACCAGCUCAAUCACGGCGAAAAAUAAAAGUACAAUAAGCACGAUAUCAAAGAACUUGCCAAAUGAUAUUCAAACUUCUUCAACGUCGACUAAUAAUACAUUGAACAUCAACCCAACAAAUGCWAGAUACAGUUCUGCUGAUACUGUGUCUCGAGACAAUGCUAAUAUUCUAGCAACCAAUGGACUUCAUUGUGCAAAAGACAGCGAGGAAACAUGUUCAACUAUAUGUARUACAGCCAAGUCCACCACAGUUACAACUGCAUAAAUUAUAAUAAAUUAUUAUUAAUGAGCUUCUAGGGGCUGCUUGUUUAGAGGGUGGAUUGCACUUUCCAACAGAUAGAUCCUAAUUCAGUGGAUAAAAUACAUGAUGUAUUGUAAAAUAGAUAAARUUAUCAAUUAUAAAAUGUUAUCCACCCUUUCACAAGUAGCUCCUUCGUGUUAUUUCCCAGAGGGAUGUUGGUCCAAAUAAUGAGGCCAAACUAACCCCCAUGGGAUUUGAUUUGACGCAUUGGUGCACAAUUCCAACGGAGUUUUUACAUUGAUACCUGUUUUUUCAAUAGAUAGGAUGAAUUCAACUUGAAUUACAAAUUAUUUUAUUUGAAUGUUUGUACUGGAGCAGCAGAGAAAUUUUUUAACUCUCUGAUGCUUUGUCAAAAGAGAUUCCUUGUCUUGAAUGAUUAUGAACCYUGUUGAGUUCACAACAUCCACAUUCAUUCUAAUAAUCCAAGUUAAUAAUCUGUGGAGGGCUAUUCUCCUCUGUAUGCAACACUUCUUCCAUCCUUUGGGCUUCCUUUGUAAUAUUCUUAAAAAUGGAAUGCAAAAAGACAGUAAGCCCAUGAUGAUAGUGGUGUCUACAGCAGGGUACAGCAGGGAUGGUGUGAUGAGGGAUCAAAAAUUUCCACUGCUUGAAGUGUAUUUGAUAAUGUUUUUUGUAAAAAACAAUUUGUCAAACUAUUUCAAUAAAUUUGUACUUGUUUUCAAUAAAAAUAUACUAUUUACAAUGUAA